Messenger RNA from Indicator indicator, 1066 nucleotides. RefSeq names its product family with sequence similarity 118 member B (gene SIRAL1). NCBI's taxonomy places the organism in Eukaryota, Metazoa, Chordata, Aves, Piciformes, Indicatoridae. The coding region runs from base 1 to 1047 and encodes 348 amino acids. The record is from RefSeq and is a predicted model, not a curated record. The transcript is spliced from 7 exons.
AUGGCUUCCACAGUGAGCCAGCCCAGAGACACCUUGCUGGAAGAUGGGAUGCCCUCUGCCAAGAAGCCCAGGAAGCUGUUGCCAAGCCUCAAAACCAAGAAGCCUCAGGAACUCGUCCUGGUGAUUGGGACAGGAAUCAGCUCAGCAGUUGCUCCACAGGUCCCAGCUCUCAAGUCCUGGAAGGGCCUCAUCCAGGCCCUCCUGGAUGCUGCCAUUGACUUUGAUCUGCUGGAAGAUGAGGAGAGCAAACGCUUCCAGAAGUGUCUCCAUGAAGACAAGAACUUGGUUCACCUUGCCCACGACCUCAUCCAGAAGCUGUCUCCGCGCACAAGCAACGUCCGCUCCACCUUCUUCAAGGACUGUCUGUAUGAGGUCUUUGAUGGCCUGGAGUCCAAGAUGGAAGAUGCUGGCAAGCAGCUGCUGCAGUCUGUGCUUCACUUGAUGGAGAAUGGGGCCCUGGUCCUAACCACCAACUUUGACAACCUGCUGGAGCUCUACGCCGCUCACCAGGGGAAGCACCUCGAGUCGCUCGACCUGACUGAUGAGAAGAAGGUGCUGGAGUGGGCGCAGGAGAAGAGGCAGCUGAGUGUGCUGCACAUCCACGGUGUGUACACCAACCCCAGCGGCAUCGUGCUGCACCCCGCCGGAUACCAGAACGUGCUGCGGAACACCCAGGUGAUGCGGGAGAUUCAGAAGCUCUAUGAGAAUAAAUCAUUCCUGUUCUUGGGCUGUGGUUGGACUGUUGAUGACACCACGUUUCAGGCCCUGUUUCUAGAGGCUGUCAAGCACAGGUCAGACCUGGAGCACUUCAUGCUGGUGCGGAGGGGAGACGUGGAGGAGUUCAGGAAGCUGCGUGAGAACAUGCUGGACAAGGGCAUCAAGGUCAUCUCCUACGGCGAGGCCUACGCAGACCUGCCGGAGUACCUGCAGCGCCUGGCGGCAGAGAUCGCGCUGCGGGGACAGGCAGGUGUGCCCAGGGGGGGCCAGCAGCUGAAUGGCUCUGCCAGUGCCCAGGCCGAGCUGCAGAUGGCAGGAGGCACCACCUGAGCGUGGCCUCAGCCCAGGA